AUGGACCUACCCCUCAGCUCCCGAUACGGCAACACGGUGAGGAGCUUCAGCGGCUGCUGGACCUGCCGCCUCCGCAGGAAGAAAUGCGACGAAAAGCACCCUGUUUGCGAUACCUGCGCCGGGCUAUACAUCACCUGCCACUAUGAGCAGGAGAAACCAGAUUGGAUGGAUGGCGGUCGCCAGCAAGAUGAAAUGCUACUGCGCCUAAAGCGAGAGGUCAAGGAGAUGGCCAACCACCGCCGCCGCGGGGACCGCGCGGCACUCGUCUCAAAGACCACCCGCGACGUCUCCUCCAGAAAUGCAGCGGUAUCUCCACUAGAAGAUACAAAUGGCCUGGUUACCCCGAUAGUCAUUCCCUCUGAUCCGACAUUCAGCAGCCCAGAUGGCGAUACAGAGACAGUUCCCGGCACACCCGCCACCAGGCCCCCGGCGACCGUAUGUCUACUGAACAACAGUGGUAAAAACUCUUGCAAGAGCGUGGCAUUUGCGCAUUCUGAUACCUUUCUCCUCACAUUCUAUCUGGAAACCGUCUUCCCUUUCAUGUUUCCAUUCUACCGGCCGUCGCUUCUCCAAGGAUGUCGGUCCUGGAUUCUGGAAAUGGCCAUCACCAGUCCCGUCGUCCGCAAGGCCACACUCUGCCAAAGCUCAUAUUUCUUUUCGCUUGCCCAGCAGAUGAACAACAGCAACAGAGACUGGGAGGGCGUCAUCUCUCAGACUAAGGAAGCCUUUGAAAUUCUCAGAGAUGCGUUACAAGUCAUCAGCGGCUCCGAUAUCAAUGACCAUUUGCAUGGCGCUGUGCGUAUCCUAGCGAGCAUCAUGCAGGUUCAGCGAUUCGAAAUCGCCAUCUCAAGUUUCGACAACUGCCAGGCUCAUCUGAACGCGGCACUUGCACUCUUCAUCCAGCUGCUCAAUAGUCAUAGCGUAACAGAGCCACAUUCUACCUUUGCCACAUUAAUACAUCGUCUAGGGCCAAAUAAUCCAGAGUCUUCACGAGUUCCCAGCGCAGAACAAACAGGCCUCCGCUUCUCGAGCGCACUGCUAGUGCUUGAUGACAUCGUUGCUAGCACAAUACUUCAACAACAGCCCAAGCUGUAUGAGCACCUUCGCAGUCUACUCGGUGUGCCAGGCGACUCUGAGCCCUUGGUAAAUUUGGAGAGUACGGUGGGCGUCCAGAACUGGGCGUUAUUGGAAAUCGGCGAGAUAUCUGCGCUUGACGCUUGGAAGGAGAAAUGCAAAGUAGCUGGCAACUUGGAUGUUAUGGAGCUCGUCCGUCGCGCUGCUAUCAUCAAGGCAUCGCUUGAAUCCCAGCUUGCGCAACUCGAAGCAGACUCAACGCCCGAAUCAGGACGAGAGGAAGGAUUACUUGGCAUAUUGAAUCAGGACCUGUCCCAGAAAAGGGGAUCUGACGGGCAGACGGUAUUGAUCACUCGCGUUUGGGCUCAUGCCGCACUCAUUUACCUCUCAAUUGUUGUAUCAGGGUGGCAACCAGCUGGAGACGACACACGAUAUCAAGUUGGCCGAAUCCUUGAACUAUUGACAGAAGAUAUCUCGCCUCCAUCAAUACUCCGUACAAUGGCCUGGCCUUUCUGCGUGGCAGGAUGUCUUGCAGGGCAGGACCAACGAUGUCAGUUUCGAUAUCUGGUCGAGCGCCUGCGUCCACACAGCGUGUUUGGCACUCUGCGCAAGGCAUUAGCAAUCAUGGAGGAUACUUGGACACGCGUCGGCUCCGAAAAUCAUCCUAAUCGCAAUCUGUCUAUGUGUUUCCAGAGUCCGGGAUGUUUAGGUUUCAUGUUACUUGUGUAA
This is a messenger RNA of Clonostachys rhizophaga, 1803 nucleotides long. Lineage: Eukaryota; Fungi; Ascomycota; Sordariomycetes; Hypocreales; Bionectriaceae. The record is from the annotation of a GenBank genome assembly.